This is a messenger RNA of Paramisgurnus dabryanus, 3596 nucleotides long. RefSeq names its product TBC1 domain family, member 5 (gene tbc1d5). Gene Ontology annotation, biological process: activation of GTPase activity. NCBI's taxonomy places the organism in Eukaryota, Metazoa, Chordata, Actinopteri, Cypriniformes, Cobitidae. The record is from RefSeq and is a predicted model, not a curated record. Gene Ontology annotation, molecular function: GTPase activator activity.
CUGUCUCGCGGCACAUCCGCCUGACUCGCGCGAGCGUGUUUACAUGCAGAUUGCAAGGGGCAGAAUGGACAGACCCGCGUGAAGCUCUGCAGAUUAGUGGUUAGUGGACUGUGGUCUCCAGGCCUAUGAGGAGAACCAGGAGAUUCUAACAAACAUGCAGCACCCAAAUUUCGAAACGCGACACCCGCUGCAGUCGGACGAGCAGGAGACUGGUUACGACCCUCUACAAAACUACAACAAGAACAUUGAAAAAGAGUCACUGGAUGUUCCUGCCGAAUCUACGUUUGUGUCAUACAGAAAAGAGUGGGACGAUUUGUUCCAGAACAGUAACUACCUGGCGAGGAUCAGACAGGCAGGCAUUAAUGGACGAUUACGCAGCAGUCGUUUUCGGAGCAUAUGCUGGAAGCUUUAUCUGGAUGUCCUGCCAGAAGAUAAGAGCCAGUGGAUCAGGCGAACCAAGGCACUCCGAGCUCAGUACGAGAAGAUCAAGGAGACUCACAUUACAAACCCUCGCAAAGCUGCAGGACAACAGGACCUGGUUGUGAACAACCCGCUGUCACAGGACGAGGGGAGUCUAUGGAAUAAGUUCUUUCAGGAUAAGGAGCUCAGAGGAAUGAUCAAACAGGAUGUCUUACGAACGUUUCCAGAGAUAUUGUAUUUCCAGCAAGAGGAUGUCAGGACGAAGCUGACUGACAUUCUUUUCUGUUACGCACGAGAGAACGAGCAGCUUUUGUAUAAACAGGGCAUGCAUGAGUUGUUGGCUCCUAUAGUGUUUGUUCUGCACUGUGACCACCAGACGUUUCAGCAUGCAAGUGAGACGGCCAAUCCCAGUGAAGAAAUGAAUGUCAUUCUGGAUCCAACCUUUCAUGAACAUGAUGCCUAUGCCAUGUUUUCUCAACUUAUGGAAACAGCCGAGCCCUGGUUCAGUAGUUUUGAGCGGCAGGUCAGAAAGGGCAAAGAGGAAAUGUUGACCAGCAUCCCCUUUGCAAGACCACAGGACACUGGCCCGUCUGUUGCCAUAGUGACCAAAGUCAACCGAAUUCAGGACCAGCUAUUAAAGAAACACGACAUUGAACUAUACAUGCACCUUAACAGAUUAGAGAUAGCGCCUCAGAUCUAUGGCAUUCGCUGGGUUCGACUGCUGUUUGGUCGUGAGUUUUCUUUGCAGGAUCUGUUGGUGGUGUGGGAUGCUCUUUUUGCAGACAGCAUCACAUUAGACCUGGUGGACUAUGUGUUUGUUGCGAUGCUUCUGUACAUCAGAGAUGCAUUGAUCGCUAGUAACUUUCAGACGUGUCUCGGCCUUCUGAUGCACUACCCUCCGAUCGGAGACAUCCACUCACUUCUGCUGAAAGCACUGUUCCUCAGAGAUCCUAAGAAUAAUCCUCGGCCAGUAAACUAUCAGUUCCAGCAGAACCUCGACUACUACAAAACAAGAGGGGCCGAUCUAGUCAACAAGACUCGGGCCGGCACAAAAGCACCACCUCUCAACAUUAAUAAAGUGUCCAGUUCUCUUAUCAGUUUUGGCCGAAAGCUCAUCGCUCCAAUGGGAGGCGGCUCUAGCGGUUUUUCGCCAAUUAACAGUGAGGUGAUAUCAGCUCCUCCCCCUCAAGCUCCAGUGCCACACCCGUUGGCUGAGCCUCCCACUUGCACCGCCCCCUCCAACACCCAGAUGAGAUCGCAGCCAUUUCCACAAACAUAUCAUCAGCAUCGACUUCUGAAGUCAGAAAGCAUGCCUGUGCACCUCAGCAAAGAUGCAGGUUCUUGUGGAGCCUCUCAAAUAUCUCUCCCAGCCCAGAUUCAUUCUGAUACCCCAGGCCACACCCCUAGGAUGGUUAGCUCCUCCCCUAGCAGUGAAAGUCUGUCUGGUGGGCUGGACCAUACGAUGUCUUCCCCUCCUCUUCCUGUGUCAAGAGGGGGGCGAGACUCCAACACAUCGUCUCCCCCCUCUUCCGCCACGAGGAAAGACUCUUUCUUUAAUAUUAGUCGCUCACGGUCGCACAGUAAAACCAUAAAUAAGAAAGACGCGGAGGAGCUGGAAGCCCAGGUGUCAUUUUUACAAGGUCAGAUUAAUGAUCUAGAGGCUAUGAGUAAAUACUGCGCCAAGAUGAUGAACAUGCACAUCGGCAAAAUUCAAGAUGUGAUACUUCAGGAGCAUCUGGAGAAGGAAGAUGAAGUUCUGGUGUCACUUGCUGGACUCAAACAGAUUAAGGACAUCCUUAAGGGUGCGCUCAGGUUCAACCAGAGCCAGCUGGAGUCGGAGGAGAACGAGGAGAUCACCAUAGCUGACGAUCACUACUGUUCUUUACAAUAUAGCACACUAAAAGACCAGAGUGAUCCAGACGGCUUGUCCACAAACACAGAUGAUUCGACAAACAGUCAAAUAAAGGAACCACAGCACCACAGUCAGCAAGAAGCCGAAACGGUAGCAGAGAAAGAAGAAGAGGAGAAGGUUUUGACCACUGCGAGUGUUCCCUUGAUACCUGAGUCCCAGGCCGCUGAAGGGAGAAACUGGGAUGACUACAUCUUGAUAUCCCAGGAUGGAGAGCCGUCCGAGAGUGAGGAGCAAACCGCAGCCCGCACAGCACCGCUUUAUAAGAAUGCGCACGUCCUAAACAAAGCAGAUUUUCAAGACCCUUUGAUGGGAGCCACAUCAGGAUCAUCCAGUCCAGAUGAUGGGAGCACUAACAGCAAAGACUCUGACUUUACUAUUGUAAACCCUACUGACCUUUGAAGCCUAACUCUCUAUGAAUCCUUAAAUAUGACUGUACUUAUCUUCUUCAUGGGGGAAAACUCUGCUGGAUGUUUGCACAUAUGAACUCGGGCUGAUUGCCUCAUGUGCCCCCAUACCCUGAUACUGUAUCGCUAAACCCAGUUUCUUUAGUCGUGGAUCUCUGACUUUGUAUUUAUCCUAAAUUAAAACUUCCCUGUCUCUGUGCUCCAAACUCAUGGCACCGUAUUGUGUACCCGAGAUCCUUUGCUUCGUUAUCUAAAUGUGCUAUCUAAAGCCAUAAGAGCCUCACUUCAAUGGGUCUCCAUCGUGUAGCUUUCUUUAAAAUGCCAUACUUGCUAAACAUUUUGGACUUUAACUUGAUUUUACAUGUUGUUCUUCUAGAUCAAUAUCCUGUGAAAAACAUUAACAGACACUCUCUGCCUCUGACAAAGAUUAUAUUAUGCUUCUGUAUUUUUCUGACUGUAUUGAUAAGGAUGAGACACUGACAAAUGCUUUAUCUAGCAAGAGAGGGCAGCAAUGUAUCAUUAAGUGUGGACUAAACCUCUCUCCUCCUCCCUGUCGUUCACUUACUCAUUAUUGAUUGAUUGAUUGUGAAUCAGUGCCUGAAUUAUUUUUCCACAGUUUUAAAGUCUUGAUUUUAGUCCAUACUCCACAAUAUAGUAUUUUUUGUUAUUUGUCCAUGCCUUGUUUUUUUUUAAACCCAAUGAUAUGUGAAACUUUUAUGUUAUUUGCCAUCUGUGGUUUCUUUCUUUUUUUGGUUCCCGUGAUAACUGUGUUGUUUUGCACAUGACACGUGGGAUGCUCUAAUACUGAUAUCCUAUUAACUCUGGAUGAAUAAAAAGCAUUACUCUUGCCUAAUCCAAAA